CAGCUGCCACUUUCAGGCGUCGCCUCUCUCCCAACUUCUUCUUCUCCAAAGGAAAUUGUGUCAAUUAAGGGAGGCGUUUGCCCAAAAGCAAAGCUAACUUCUUCUUCUUCGUCUACUUGCCGAUCUCAGUUGCCGCCGCCGGCGUACUUGUUGCUCGCCUCCGCUGCGCUGCGGGCUCAUCUAGCUGCUCCAGCGCGCCGCCCAAGCGGCCUGAUCCCGAUCGCAUUCCUCUUCGUCCUCACUCUUUCUUCCUCCAUCCAGUUCCCGAUCCCCUCACCUCGCGCGCCCGCGCGCCGCCGCCCUCACCUCGCGCGCCUGCCGCUCCCUCUCGCGGACUCCUGCGCCGCAGCCUCGCAACCCCACGCGCCCUCGCGCCCCGGCCGCCGCAUCUCACUUCCUCGCGCAUCGGCCGCCCCCCCUCUCGCGCAUCUGCGCUCUCACGCCGCCCGAAGACGCCCGUCUCUGCUGCUCUCCCGCCGCCGGCGCCGCAGGUCAGCACCAUGCUGGGGAGGAGGAGAAAGUUGCAAUCUGCAGCCUUGCUCGUUUUUUAUUUCUGCUCAUCUGCGGGGAUAAUAUGCAGAGCACAGUUAGAUCAAUUCAAGCCGGCUGACAGCUACCUCGUUGAUUGCGGCUCUGCUAAGGGCACGACGGUCACCGAGAGGAACUUCGCUGCCGACGGGGCGUCUCCGGUGACAGUGUCCACCUCUCAAGAAAUUCUUGCUGGCACCUCGGCCAAUGGGGUGUCCUCUUUCGACAACUCGGCACUUUACCAGACGGCGCGCAUAUUCACGAGCCCGUCGUCCUAUACCUUCCCGAUCAAUAAGCAAGGCCGGCAUUUCGUCCGUCUCUACUUCUUCCCUUUCAUCUACCAGAGCUAUGAUCUCUCCAGCGCCAAGUUUACGGUGUCGACCCAAGAUGUGCUUCUGCUUAGUGACUUCCAGCAGCCAGACAAGACUGCACCACUGUUCAAGGAAUACUCUUUGAACAUCACCCGUGACAAUCUUAUUAUCUCCUUCAAGCCGUCGAACGGAAUUGCCUUCAUCAAUGCAAUUGAAGUGGUUUCGGUCCCAGACGAUCUCAUAGCUGAUGUUGCCCAGAUGGUCAACCCUGUGCAGCAGUACAGCGGUUUGUCUACGCAGUCAUUGGAGACGGUGUAUCGCGUCAAUAUGGGUGGUCCAAAGGUCACUGCGAACAAUGAUACCCUCUCAAGGACAUGGCUGAGUGAUCAGAAGUUCAUACUGAACCCUAGUGUGACCAAAAAGGUUGUUUAUGGCAAGGCAAUCAAGUACAAGAAUGGUGGAGCAACGCCACUGACUGCCCCUGAUAUUGUCUAUGGUACAGCAACAGAAUUGGCUGCUUCAAAUACAUCCAAUGCACUUUUCAACAUGACGUGGCAGUUUGAUGUAGAUGCAGGGUUUAGCUAUUUGAUAAGAUUUCACUUCUGUGAUAUUGUCAGUAAGGCACUUAACCAGCUCUACUUUAAUGCAUAUGUGGGGGGUUUCUUUGCACAACAUGAUCUUGAUCUCUCAGAACAAUCGAUGAAUCAAUUGGCUACUGCUAUCUAUGUUGAUGUGGUUCUUUCAUCUAACGAUGCAUCUAGCAAGCUCAGCAUCAGCAUUGGUCCAUCUACCUUGAACAACGCAUUCCCUGAUGGCAUUCUAAAUGGCCUUGAGGUUAUGAAGAUGGGCAGUGGCUCAGGUUCUGCUUUUACUGUUGGAUCUUCUGGUGCAAAGAAAAAUCUGGUUGUGAUUACUGGUUCAGUCCUUGGGGUUAUUGGACUUUUGGUAAUUAUCCUUGUGCUGGUACUGCUUUGCCGGAGGAAGAAGACUGAUGACAAGACACACUCCAAGACUUGGAUGCCUUUCUCUAUUAAUGGUCUCACAUCUCUCAGUACAGGAAGUAGAACUUCUUAUGGUACUACUCUCACAUCAGGUCUGAAUGGAAGCUUUGGAUAUCGAUUUGCCUUCAAUGUUCUCCAAGAAGCAACAAACAAUUUUGACGAGAACUGGGUCAUUGGAGUUGGAGGUUUUGGGAAAGUGUACAAGGGAGUGUUGAGGGAUGACACGAAGGUUGCAGUGAAGCGAGGAAACCCCAAGUCUCAGCAAGGUCUUAAUGAGUUCCGUACAGAGAUUGAGCUCCUUUCACGUUUGCGUCACCGUCAUCUGGUGUCUCUGAUUGGGUACUGUGAUGAAAGGAAUGAGAUGAUCUUGGUAUAUGAAUAUAUGGAGAAUGGGACCGUCAAAAGCCACCUAUAUGGUUCAGACAACCCAUCGCUCAACUGGAAGCAGCGCUUGGAGAUCUGCAUUGGAGCUGCAAGGGGGUUACACUAUCUUCAUACUGGUUCUGCAAAGGCCAUUAUCCACCGUGAUGUCAAGUCUGCAAACAUCUUGCUUGAUGAGAAUUUCCUUGCAAAAGUUGCUGACUUUGGGCUAUCAAAGACUGGGCCUGAGCUUGAUCAAACUCAUGUCAGCACUGCAGUGAAGGGUAGCUUUGGGUAUCUUGACCCUGAAUAUUUUCGAAGGCAGCAGCUGACUGAGAAGUCAGAUGUCUAUUCCUUUGGCGUUGUCAUGCUGGAGGUGCUUUGCGCGAGGCCGGUGAUUGACCCUACACUCCCGAGGGAAAUGGUGAAUCUAGCAGAGUGGGGAAUGAAAUGGCAGAAGAGAGGAGAGUUGCAUCAGAUCGUUGAUCAGAGACUUUCCAGUACGAUCAGGCCGGAUUCUCUAAGGAAGUUUGGUGAAACAGUAGAGAAGUGCCUGGCAGACUACGGUGUGGAGCGGCCGUCGAUGGGAGAUGUCCUAUGGAACUUGGAGUAUGUCCUGCAGCUCCAAGAUGCAGAUUCUUCAACAGUAUCAGACGUGAACAGCAUGAACCGGAUCGUUGACCUCUCGUCGCAGGUUCAGCAUGUGGGUGCUCUUGAGAGCAUCAGCGUGACUAUGGCAGAAGCUGGGGCUUCACACGAGCCUGACCACGACCUUUCCGAUGUGUCGAUGAGCAGGGUUUUCUCUCAGCUAAUCAAAGCUGAGGGAAGGUGAAAGCAUAUCAGAUGAUCCAUCCAGGGCACCUAUAGAAGCAAGAGUAUGCCUUGCAAACUAGUAUUUCCGUAUCACAAGCUUACUUGAGAUACCACGUGUAAUUGGUUGUUUCAUGCCAUAUGAUUGUACUGAACCAUGGUUCCAUUUUCUCUCAGCUAAUCAAAGCUAUAUCUUGUUGUUGUAUGGAA
Messenger RNA from Brachypodium distachyon (stiff brome), 3220 nucleotides. Its product is annotated as receptor-like protein kinase HERK 1. Lineage: Eukaryota; Viridiplantae; Streptophyta; Magnoliopsida; Poales; Poaceae. Gene Ontology annotation, molecular function: ATP binding; transmembrane receptor protein tyrosine kinase activity. The transcript has 2 exons. Gene Ontology annotation, biological process: protein autophosphorylation. Gene Ontology annotation, cellular component: plasma membrane; plasmodesma. Bases 501 to 3032 code for a protein of 843 amino acids. The record is from RefSeq and is a predicted model, not a curated record.